CCAUUUUCAACAACAAAAAAAGGAGAGAGAUAUAUAGUUAAUUAACCUGGUGCAUCAUAAUCAUGGGUUGUGGAGAAUCCAAGCAUGCAGUUUCAACAGAGAACACCAUUACCAGAACCAAGAGUUCAUCCUCUUCUUCCAGAUCCACCUCCAGGAGGGAGAAAGCGCCGGAAACCGCCGUCCAUCACAAGAACCCCACCACCGUUCCCCCAUCCCUGCAGCUGCCGGAACAAGAUUUUGCUGCAAAUCGUGUCCCGGAGAACAAGCCUGAGGCUGCAGCAGUUGCAAAUCUUGGAACUGGUGCUGUUGUGAAGGUUAAGGAAAGCAGCAGCCCUGACGAGGCUGUCAAGGUUGUCGUGGAAGCCGAAAAAGAGAACGAUUCUCCUCCUGUUAUGGUUGAGAUGGAGAGACAGGUCAAUGCCGCCGUGGAGGUUAAGGAAAGCAAGAAUCUUGAUUCUGAUGCGGUUGUUGUCGAGAAGGAAGAAAGUCAAGAAACAGAACCUGUGCCCAUUCAUGGUGAGGUUAAGGUAACCCAGAAUCUUGAUUCUGUUAUGCUUGCAGGGGAAGGUGUUAAAGAAGAAGAGAAACCCGGAAAAGCUGUUGUGGCAAAGAAAGAAUGUCAAGAGACAGAAUCUGUGUCCAUUAAUGGUGAGGUUAAGGAUAGCCAGAAUCUUGAUUCUGUUAUGGUGGCAGGGGGAGGUGUUAAAGAAGAAGAGAACCCCGGAAAAGCUGUUGUUGAGAAGGAAGAAAGUCAAGAAACAGAAGCUGUCUCCAUUAAUGGUGAGGUUAAGGAAAGCCAGAAUCUUGAUUCUAUUAUGGUGGCAGGGGAAGGAUUUAAAGAAGAAGUGAAAACCGAAAAGGCUGUUGUCGGGAAGGAAGAAAGUCAAGAACCUGUGUCCAUUAGUGGCGGGAUUGAGAAAGAGGUAAACGCAGCUGAGGAGGUGAAGGAAAGCCAGAAUAUUCUUUCUGUUAUGGCUGUUGUCGAGAGGGAAGAAAGCCAAGAAACAGAACCUGUGUCCAUUAAUGGUGGGAUUGAGAAAGAGGCAAACAAACCCGAGGAAGUUAAGGAAAGUGGAGUGGAUUUGGGAGAGGAGAAAACUGAAAAGGCAAUUUUGGAGGAGCCUGAGGAAGAAACAGAAUCUGUGACUGUCAAUGAAGAGCUUAAGGAAAGCACUGUGGUGGCUAUGGAAGAUGUGAAAGAGGAAGCAAAAAUGGCCAUUGCAGAGCAGCAGGGGAAAGAAACAGAAUCUGUAUCUUUCAAUGAUGAGAUUCUGGAAGAGGAAGCAAAAAUGGCCAUUGAAGAGCAGCAGAAGGAAGAAAUAGAAUGUGUUUCUGUCAAUGAAGAGGUGGAGAAAGGAUCUGUUGAUGAUGAAGACAAAACAGAUGCACAAAAAGAAGAGGGCAUUCAGCUUAAGGAAGAAAAGGUAAAUAUUACAGAAGAAAAUGAUGUGUCAGCUCCUACCAAUGAGGCAAAAGCUGAAGCCAAACCAGAACAAGACGAGAAAACUCCAAGUCCACAAGAGGAGAAAAAAGCUGAGGUGGCAGCCAAAGAGGAGAAAGCUACUGAAGAAGUGGAAGCCCUUUGAAGACUUGUUGCAUUUUUUUCUUUCUUGGAUAUCUCUCUAAGAGUGUGUAUAAAUAUAUAGACACAUUCAAGUUAUGAUUGAUCAAAGACAGUCAGGUGUGAGAAAGAUGUGAUGUAUUAUAUGGAUUUAGAUCCUAUCAAGCAAAGCCUUCAAUCUGUUAAUCUUUUUCUAUUCAUGACUACCAAGACAAAUUAUGAAAAAUUGUCAUCUGUCCUCAGAAAUUUACCAAAAUAUGAUCAAAACAUAGAGUACGGUAACAAGAAUGCCACUAAACUAUUUGUUUUUUU
This is a messenger RNA of Cuscuta campestris, 1873 nucleotides long. The record is from the annotation of a GenBank genome assembly. NCBI's taxonomy places the organism in Eukaryota, Viridiplantae, Streptophyta, Magnoliopsida, Solanales, Convolvulaceae.